AUGAGUCACCAAGACCCUCACCAACAGCAGCCACAGCACCAGCAGAUUCGGAGGGACAAAGUGAGAGUUCAAGGCUUCGAGCCACAACAAACUUUGGUUCCCAUAGAGGAAGACGAAUCGGGAAGCCUCCCGGUGUACGAAACCGCGGGCAUGUUGUCGGAGAUGUUCACUUUCCCUCCCGGCGCCGCCACGGAAUUGUUGGAGCAACAACAGCCACAGCAACAACAACAACCAAUGACGACGACGUUUCGGUCGGCGAGGGCAGUGGGCAGUGGUGGCAGCGAGUGGUACGGAAACAGACAAGGGAUGUUAACUGGGUUGGGACCGUUGGGAGAUUCCAAGAAUCAUCAUCAUCAUGGCAGUGUGAAUAGCCGUGACAGUAGCAGCAGCAGCAUUCAGCAUCAGCAUCAUCAUCAUCACCACAACCACCAUCAUCACCAUCAGAUGUCGAGUAUUAAUCCAGACUCUGCAGCUGCCAUGCAGCUUUUUCUCAUGAACCCGCAAACCACCAGAUCCCCUUCUCCCCCUCCUCCUCCUUCUUCCACUCUCCACAUGUUACUUCCCACUUUUCCUCCAGGCUCAGGAGGGUCUUUUGGUCAAUUCACGUGGCUGCCCGACACUGCUCAAGAUGGAGGAGGACCCAGUACUCUAGUGGAAGGCCCUGGUCACGGCCAAAGCCUUUCCUUGUCUUUGUCCUCCUCCUUAGAAGCUGCAAAAGCGGAGGAACUCAGGAUGGGGGAUAGUGGGUUUUUGUAUUACAAUCAACCAAGUGGAGGACCCUCUUCCUAUAAGAGUGCUCUUGGGGGUCAUCACCACCAAGCAUUGUUGGGACAGACCCACCAGGCACAUGUUGGCUUUGGAGCAUCAUCGUCCACAUCAUCCUUAGGUGUUGUCAAUGCGUUGAGGAAUUCAAAGUAUGUCAAGGCUGCUCAGGAAUUGCUUGAGGAGUUUUGCAGUGUUGGGAGGGGCCAGUUCAAGAAGAACAAGUUCAAUAGGCAACUUUCAAACCCUAGUUCCAAUCUUGGAGGCAGUGGUGGCGGCGGCGGUGCUUCCUCGUCUUCAACAAAGGAUGUCCCUCCUUUGUCAGCAGCUGAUAGGAUUGAGCAUCAAAGGAGAAAGGUCAAACUUCUAACAAUGCUUGACGAGGCAUGUAAUCUUUCUCUCUCUCUCUCUGGAUUCUUCAUACCCUCUCUCAUUCUUCUAGAGUCAAGAAACCCAAGCACAUUCGUCAUUCGCAUUGACCGUACUGUGGAUCGGAGAUAUAGCCACUACUGCGAGCAAAUGCACAUGGUGGUGAACUCGUUUGACAUGGUGAUGGGUUUUGGUGCUGCGGUGCCAUACACAGCACUUGCGCAGAAAGCAAUGUCUCGUCACUUCAGGUGUCUAAAGGAUGCGAUAACAGCGCAACUGAAGCAUAGUUGUGAGAUGUUGGGAGAGAAAGAUGGGGCAGGGAACUCAGGGUUGACCAAAGGAGAGACCCCAAGGCUCAAGUUGCUUGAACAAAGUUUGAGACAGCAAAGAGCGUUUCAUCAAAUGGGGAUGAUGGAACAGGAAGCUUGGAGACCCCAGAGAGGGUUGCCAGAACGAUCUGUCAACAUUUUGAGAGCCUGGCUUUUCGAGCAUUUCCUUCAUCCGUAUCCAAGCGAUGCAGAUAAGCAUCUGUUGGCACGACAGACUGGGCUAUCGAGAAAUCAGGUAUCAAACUGGUUCAUUAAUGCGAGGGUUAGAUUGUGGAAACCCAUGGUGGAAGACAUGUACCAACAAGAACUCAAGGAAGCUGAAGGGGCAGAAGAGGAGAGAGAGAGGAAUCAAAGCAGCAGCAACAACAGUGGCCACCAGCUGGCACAAACCCCAACGCCCUCCACCACAGCAUCGACAGCAACAGCGCCACCACCGCCACCAACAACAUCGACAGCGACGACACCACCAACCGCCAAAAGAUCCGACACCGAAAGCGACACUUCACUCGCCCCAAUAAAUAACAACAGGCCACAGGGAGCCUUCUCGGAAACACAACCUAACUCCGCCACCACCGCCACCGCCUCUGAGGUGGCGCCUCCCUCCGAGCUCUCCCGCUCGAUGGUGGCCGACGAAUCGUGCCGGCACGGUACCCUUGUUGCGACGGAGUUUGGGACCGGUUCUGGUGCUUCUGACAUUGGUUCGACACUGAUUAGGUUUGGGACCACCGCUGGUGACGUGUCACUGACACUAGGGCUACGUCACGCCGGGAACAUGCCGGAGAAAACUCCGUUCUCCGUUAGGGACUUUGGAGGCAUUUAA
Molecule: messenger RNA, 2280 nt
Organism: Sphenostylis stenocarpa
Lineage: Eukaryota; Viridiplantae; Streptophyta; Magnoliopsida; Fabales; Fabaceae
Source: the annotation of a GenBank genome assembly